AGUGUUCUUUCGCAGUGAUAUUGAGAGUUUUCAUCAAAAGAUUGGUACAGUGUGUUCCUAAAGGGAUGGACAUGGUCAGCAACAAUACUCAGCAGAUCCAGCAGUGGAGACGUUUUUCUUCAACCAUGCUUCUGAAAAGAAACACCUGCCUGUUGGCUUUUCUCUUGUGUUCCUUGACCUUGUGGUGCAAGUCAACCAGUGCGGGCUCCAGCUUCCUCAGCCCAUCACAGAAACCUCAGAACAAAGUGAAGUCCUCCAGAAUCGGUCGCCAAGCCAUGGAGGAGCCAAAUCAAGCCAAUGAGGAGAAAACCAUCACACUAAGUGCGCCCUUUGAAAUUGGCGUCACUUUAAGAGCAGAAGACUUGGCGGACUACAUUGUAGAGCUGCAGGAGAUCGUGCAACGCCUGCUGGGAAACACAGAAACAGCAGAGAGACCAUCUCCUCGUUGAAGAUCAGAGACUGUGUCAGUGUUUUCCAUUAUUAGCUUUAGUUAUCUAAGUUAUUAGACUGUGGUUAAAUAACAUGAAAUACAAGAUAAAUGAAUGAUGCCUAAAACAUUAAAAUGCUUACUAUGUGACCCUGUGUGUAAAAUGGAACACAUCAAUCAGCCAAAUAGCAUUUCCUGGAGAUUUCAGCCUCUUCAGAUUAUGUUCAUCAUCAAGGGGUUGGUUCAGCUGUCAUUAUGAAUUUCACAGGGUGCAGCUGCAGGAAAAAUGUCUACCAAACACCCAAACGUUUAACUCACACUCUGACAUUUUGCAUUCAUUAUUAAAAUCCCUGUGUCAGCAGAGAAAUACGAUCUAAUGUUAGUCUGUCUCUUUAGGAUUCGAGUAUGCCUUAUACAAUAAAGCAUCAAUCAAC
Molecule: messenger RNA, 861 nt
Organism: Oreochromis aureus
Lineage: Eukaryota; Metazoa; Chordata; Actinopteri; Cichliformes; Cichlidae
Gene: ghrl
Product: ghrelin/obestatin prepropeptide
Exons: 5
Coding region: 66-449 (127 amino acids)
Biological process (GO): gastric acid secretion; negative regulation of inflammatory response; positive regulation of growth hormone secretion
Cellular component (GO): extracellular region
Molecular function (GO): growth hormone-releasing hormone activity; ghrelin receptor binding
Source: RefSeq, a predicted model, not a curated record